This is a messenger RNA of Candida tropicalis MYA-3404, 1152 nucleotides long. RefSeq lists its product as uncharacterized. The record is from RefSeq and is a predicted model, not a curated record. NCBI's taxonomy places the organism in Eukaryota, Fungi, Ascomycota, Pichiomycetes, Serinales, Debaryomycetaceae. The transcript has a single exon. Bases 1 to 1152 code for a protein of 383 amino acids.
AUGGCCGAUGUAUCAAUAAGUUCGGGUUCUAUAGUGAGUUCCAUUUCAAGAGGGUCUACAUUAAGUUCAACACAUACAAACACAACUCCAGUUCAAGUUAAAGAAUCCCAAAAUGUCAAUUUAACAAGCAUACAAUGUGAAUAUACUCCUAUAGACAUAACGCAAACAAUUGCACAAUUUGAACUCGAUGAUUCAUUACCUUUUAGAUUAUCCAAACAUGUUAUUAAAAAAAUUUCAACGGAAUUUGUUGAUAAAUAUUCAGCUAUGGAGAUUCAAAAACUUGCAGAUUUAUUAGUUGCUUUAGUUUAUAUUAAAUCAUUCAAACAAAUCUGGUCGUCUAUGAAUAUUGAAUCUCCAAAUGAAGAAGAAACCAUAUUACAGGGUAUAUCAGAAUUAAAUAUUGCUGUACCUGAACGAGUUGAUGUAUUAUUAUCAGGAUUAGGGAAUAUUCAAACAGAAUAUGGUACUAUGAAACUUUUGUGGCCAAUAACAACUGCAAAAACUUGUUUAGUGAAUGCUUUAAAGUAUGGAUCUUCAUAUUUUGGUGAGAAAGUCUUUUCAAGAUUCUUCCCACCUUUUGAAAAUGGAUAUACAAAUAAACUAAUUUGGUGUGAUGAUGAAGGAUUUGAUAAAUUUUAUCAUUAUUGUUUGCGAUAUUUAGCUAAAUUUGGUCCUAUUCAAAAUAAAUCGGUUCAAGAUUUAGAAAAUUCAAUUCCACAGUGGUUUCUCGAUGAAAAUCCAGAUUAUUUAGUAGUAUUUCUGGCACAUUUAAUAACUAAAGCAGAAUGGAUUGAGAAAUUGCAAACUUAUGAUUUAAAUGAUGAUGUUAUUAAAUCAUUGGAUAUAUUAGGAUUACAAUUUUGUACUGUUCAAUCAACAACAUUGAAAUCUUUAUGUACUAGAUUACAAUUAUCUUAUGAUAAAUUUGAAUCAAUUAAAUUUGAUAAUAUCUUUAGAAUGAGAAGAACUAGAGGAACAGGUAAAGGAUGUUUGGGUCAACUUUGUCAAAGUACUGGUAAGAAAUCUUAUUCUAGUGCAUUCCCAUUCACCGAUUCAAAUAGAACCUAUGGAUAUAUGCUACGACCAAGUGUUUUCUACGAAGUAACUAAUAAAGAUCGAGCAUUAAUGUUAUUCUCCAAGAUGGUUGAUUAG